AAACAUGUGCGAGAUAAACGACGCCGUACGGCACAGAAUUUCUACCCAAUUUGUUUCCCUUUUUGCUAGCGAUGAACGAAUAAUCAAUCACGUUAAUCAUGUCACGCUUCGCUGAUCCGAUCUUUGCUACUGUGUGAAAACCAGAUAUAGAAACUGGACAACGAAGAUCGAGCAUAGGAUUAGAGCUGUUGUUCUCUCGUCUCCGUUACCAAAUACCCAAUCCAAUAAUGUCUUCGGGUUUCAGCGGCGAUGAGACUGCUCCUUUUUUCGGCUUCCUCGGAGCCGCCGCAGCUCUCGUCUUUUCUUGCAUGGGUGCGGCUUAUGGGACUGCAAAGAGUGGGGUGGGUGUGGCUUCCAUGGGAGUGAUGCGACCCGAGCUCGUAAUGAAGUCGAUAGUUCCAGUAGUUAUGGCUGGAGUUUUGGGGAUUUACGGUUUAAUUAUAGCUGUUAUUAUUAGUACUGGUAUUAAUCCCAAGGCUAAAUCUUAUUAUCUUUUUGAUGGGUAUGCUCACUUGUCCUCUGGUCUUGCUUGUGGGCUUGCUGGUUUAUCUGCCGGUAUGGCAAUUGGGAUCGUCGGUGAUGCUGGAGUCCGGGCUAAUGCACAGCAACCGAAGCUGUUCGUAGGAAUGAUUCUCAUCCUUAUCUUUGCUGAAGCACUUGCUCUCUACGGUCUUAUUGUUGGAAUCAUUCUCUCAUCUCGAGCUGGCCAAUCUCGUGCAGAGUAGAAAUGAUUGGUGUGUGAUUCUUAAUAUCACCUAUUCAGUUAAGCAUUUGAAUUUGUAGCAUGGGAUGACUAGAAGCUGUUGGGAUUCUGCUUUAGAUUGUUCUACUCCAUUUGCUUAAAUAGCUCAGCUCUUGUAUAUGUAGGAUCGAUCCAGAGUAUUAUGGAAAUAUUCUAUUUAAGACGAUGACUCUUAAUGGAACAUAUGAUGGUUCAUGUUGUGUCUGUUUA
This is a messenger RNA of Manihot esculenta (cassava), 952 nucleotides long. RefSeq names its product V-type proton ATPase subunit c4. Gene Ontology annotation, biological process: proton transmembrane transport. Bases 228 to 725 code for a protein of 165 amino acids. Gene Ontology annotation, molecular function: proton-transporting ATPase activity, rotational mechanism. The record is from RefSeq and is a predicted model, not a curated record. Gene Ontology annotation, cellular component: proton-transporting V-type ATPase, V0 domain. Lineage: Eukaryota; Viridiplantae; Streptophyta; Magnoliopsida; Malpighiales; Euphorbiaceae. The transcript has 3 exons.